CUUUUGCACAAACUAGGAGAGAUGAGUGGCGAAGUUGGAGGCGCAAAGAAGGUCCGAAUAACACUCGCCACAGUUCUAGACCCUAUAGACCCUCUAGACUCGCGAUAGCCCGGCUCGCAAAACAAACACCUCUGACGUUGCUGCGUUUACAGAUCGCAAAUGGCAAUUGCAACAAUCCACACGCUACUACUCUGAGUUCAUGGUAGCUAUGGAGGAUCCGCUCCCUCCAUUGGGUGCCCCCAAGCCCGUCGCCGACUGGAGACGAGAGCGCGAUGUCUUUGAUCUUUACGCGGCCUUCCAGGAGAUACCAAGAAUCGAUAAUCUUGGUUGCUCUCCGGACACCCAUUCGUUUCCCGACGAUUUUGUUCCGAGACCAGCAUCAGAUGCCUCGUUGGCCGCUUUCGCUCAGUUGGCAGCAAUGCGAUUACAGGCCCAACGCAGCAUGAUCAGUUUACUCGAUGGCCAAUACCAGUACAUCUUGGCUGAAGCAACCCCCAAGACCUCGUUAAGAUUCGACUCGCCUCUCAACAAGAACCUUGAUAUCUUGCUUGGCAACGUGCGGAUUCCCCGCAACUGGGGCCUUUGCGAGAGGGUCUUGGAUCCGUUCGCCUUAGCAGAAGGAGAUCCGGGAAUCAUUAUCAUCAAAGAUCUUUCCCAGAGUCGGCUUCAUGAAAAUCGGUCCUAUGUCAAAGAAGGUCCGAAAUUCCGUUUCUAUGCUGGAGUACCUAUCACAAGUCUAAAUGGUACAAUCGUAGGAUCAAUGUGUAUCUUUGAUGGACCCGAGAGGAGUGGGAUGUUACCAGACGACAUCGCGUAUCUAAAAGAUCUUGCUGCUACAGUCAUGGAGUAUUUGGUCACGUACACUUUGAAGGAUCAGCACCGGCGAGGGGCAGAGGGGUUACACGGGCUCUUGUCGUUCGCGGAAGGAGACUCGAAGAUAGGGCCAUUCAUAGAGCGUCGCUACCCUCCAGAGCCGUCACUUAAAACCGACUCUAAAACGAAAAUCACGGGAGGUACCCCAACCAACGAGGAACGUAAGCAAAAUCCUCCGGUCGAAGAUGGCGUCGAUCAGCCGCGUACUGCAUCUCUUCCCCCCAAGAGAGGGAGGUCUGAGCGGCGCAGCUCUGUAGGCGAUUUGCAGGACAAAAUAGUACCAAACACUAUUAGGGAAUUGUUCGCGCGAGCUUCCGAUAUCAUGCGGAGAUCAAAUGAUAUGGAUGGUGUCAUGUUCCUCGACGCCUCUGUCGCAGCUACUGGGUAUCAUGGCGGAGGGAAAACACCGACUCGAACAAGUGGGAAACAGUGUCAACUUCUCGGCUUCGCAACACAGGAUGGAUCCACUCUCAAAGGUGACUCCAUGUCAGCCAAUAUGAUACCCGAUGAGGCAAACUUCGCGUGGCUGCUCAAGCGGUACCCUCAUGGUUAUAGUCUGGACUGCGAUGAAGGACAGCUCCAGUCCUGGAGUGACGAGGAGGGUCCGUUGAUGGACCCGUUGAGUCCGGCAGAACCUAUCCACAUGGACGAGACUGAGCAAGAAUCGAUCAGCAAAAGAGUACAACAUGUCUUAAGAAUCAAGGCCCUUUUCCCUAACAUCAAAAGCGCUCUAUUUCUGCCUCUGUGGAAUUUUGAGCAUAAUCGGUGGUUUGCUGGAUGCUUUUGCUGGUCCAGGAGAGCCGAACGUAACCUGAGUGGUCCAUUGGAACUACCCUUCCUGAAAGCUUUCGGUCAUUCCAUCAUGCAGGAGGUCGCUAGGAUCGAUGCCAUAAAGACAAGUCAAGUCAAAACGACCUUCCUAUCAUCAUUAUCACACGAACUACGUUCUCCGCUACACGGUAUUCUCGGCUCCAUACAACUCAUGCGAAGUACGACUCUUGAUAGCUUCCAGUUCUCUAUGGUCAAUUCGAUCGCUGUAUGUGGAAGGACGUUACUGGAGACAGUGCAACAUCUACUUGAACAUGCGGAGCGUAAAGAACCUAGCCAGAACGUCUCUAAAAGGACUUUCCCAGCAGAAAAUACAGUCUGCAUCUCCUCCGAUGUACCAGCUUUGGAUCUGUCCCACGAUUCGACCGUCCCAACACCAGUUUGCAAUAUCGGUCUCGUUACAGAAGAGGUUAUCGAAACGAUGUUUCUCGGGCAGGGUCGUUAUGAUGUUGCUUUAGCUGGAGGUGAUGUCCCGGGAGCUCCUGUCAAUCCGUCAUCCAAAAGCGAGAUUGCUCACCGCAGGAGCCGAUUCAUUGUGAUUGAUAUUGGGGACUACGCGAAUCUCGACUUCUCCAUUCCAGCCAGUUUAUAUGGGAGACUCAUUAUGAAUAUCCUCGGAAACGCGUUGAAAUUCACCGAAUCUGGUUACAUUCUGGUGUGGCUUCGCUCUGACGCUGCGGAAGCAUCAAGAGCGUCCGUGACGCUCAAGAUCAAUGACUCGGGAAUUGGAAUCUCCCAAGAGUUCUUGUUCAAUGAGGCUUUCGAACCAUUUCGUAAACAUAAUCCACACUCUGCGGGCACCGGCGUAGGCCUUAAUGUCGUUCAACGAAUCAUCGAGGAUAUUGGCGGAUCAGUAGAGAUCACGAGCCACCCCGGCAAAGGCACCGACGUCACCUUGAGGCUCCCUCUGGAGCGGAACAAGAGAGUGGAAAAUCCUGGCUCACCACAUAACUUGAUUCUUGCUAGUCUCUCGCAAUUGAAGAGCCGGAAAAUCUGCAUACUUCACUCCAAACCACCGGAUGAGAAUGGCCCUCCUGAAGGCCUACGGCACUGGCAAAUGCUGACGCGCUAUAUAGAUGCAAUAUCUUCAACAUUGCAAGAUGAGCUAAAAAUGAUCGUUACUAAAACGAGUGAAUGGGACGGACAUGAUGAGUCUGAUGUAGUUGUAUGUCCAGAGGUGUUUUUCGAAGGUCUGCAGGCGAUCCGUAGUGCUAUGCAUCGAAGACCUCCGGCCACACUUUUUAUUGCUAUGGAUACCUUGGAAGCCGAUACUUUGCGCUGCGAUGCCAGGGUAACGAGCAAAUCUUCUAUCGUUGAAGUCAUGACACAACCGUGCGGUCCGUACAAGAUAGGUAUGGCAAUCAGCCAGUGUUUGAAACGAUACGACGGACCAAGCGCCGGCCCUUUCAAGGAAUUGGACACAUCAUUUGAGUCUGUUGCCAGCGCGAAUGGGUCCCAGCUUGUCUCCCAGCUUGGUGGCCCACGACUAGAAUUGUGUACUCCAAUAGCUUUCCGUUCGAAAAAGGACUCGUCCGACAGUGGGAAUUAUCUUGCUGAGGAGCCCACCUUGCCACCUCCAAAUGCGUUCCUCAACGAACCUGAAAACACGCAGUUGCCCAAAACAGAGGAUUCAACCGAAACCCAGCAAAUCUUGAUUGUAGAUGACAACGCAAUUAACCGAAGGCUAUUAUCUGUCUUUAUGAAAAAGAAGAAGCUCCCAUUCAAAGAAGCUAAGGAUGGACUGCAAGCGUUGGAAACGUACAAGGAGAGCGAUGGAAAGUUCGACGUCAUUCUGAUGGAUAUUUCGAUGCCGGUAAUGGACGGAAUGACGAGCACGCGCCUGAUUCGCGAACACGAGAGCGAUUUGAACCUCAAACCUGUGCAUAUCAUUGCCUUGACAGGCUUGACAUCUGCGAGCGCGAGACUGGAGGCUUGGACAAGCGGGGUCGACGACUUCCUCACGAAGCCCGUGGACUUCAAGCAGUUGGAGAGUUUGAUGGAAGCUGGGAGAGAUAGUGAAGAAACAGGCUUCUCAAAUGAGCAAAGCACGAAGAACGUUGAUGAGAAGCUACCUUAGCUGGACAGCAUGGAUAUCCACCUCUACGUAUGAUAUCUAUGACACAGUCGUAAGAGCGGAUU
Molecule: messenger RNA, 3840 nt
Organism: Cucurbitaria berberidis CBS 394.84
Lineage: Eukaryota; Fungi; Ascomycota; Dothideomycetes; Pleosporales; Cucurbitariaceae
Exons: 7
Coding region: 200-3778 (1192 amino acids)
Biological process (GO): phosphorylation; phosphorelay signal transduction system
Molecular function (GO): protein binding; phosphorelay sensor kinase activity
Source: RefSeq, a predicted model, not a curated record